AUGUCUGCCGCUUUCGAUCCGUCAAUGUCAAUCGGCCCAGGUCGCCAGACCAUCGCCCCCGUUGGCCCCUCCGCCGCCGACAAGCUGCCCAGCAUCGACUUUGGGUUCGACGAUUUGCGCGAGCGCAUGGCCAAGUUCACGGCUAGGUUCGAUGCCUUUAUCGAGCAGGGCCGCAAGCGCGUAUUGGAAGAGCGCAACCAGUUCCGCGUCAACAUGGCCGAGCUACAAGAGGACGAACGCAUGAGACGGAGGGACAUUGAAAUCGCCCAAGUCAAGAUGUCGACGUACCAGCAAACCAUUGAGAAGGAAGAAGCCGAGAAGCGCGAGAUGGAAGGCUCGAUAUCUUCGCUCGCCGCCCAGCGCGACAGCCACAUCGCCGCGCGCGACAGCCUCAAGGCCCAGAUUGCCCAGACCCAAGCUGAGAUAGACUCUCGGCUGGCCGCCCAACGCGCCUACGCAAAGCAGAAAGAGGCGCAGCUACGGUACAACGUGCCCGAGCUGGACUUUUGGAUCACGAACCUGUGUCUGCGGAUUGAGGGCGCGGGAAAAGACGACCGGCUCAAGUUUGUGUACACGCACAUUGACGAGAAGAACUGGGAGCGCGAGGCGUGGUUCGAGCUGGUGACUAGCUCGCGGGAUUACGAUGUGAAGCAUUGCAGGCCCAAGCUGGAGCGGGAGAGCGUCGAGAGGGUGUUGGACAAGGUCAACGAGUCGAGGGAGCUGGUUGUGCUGCUGAAGGGAAUGAGAGAGCUACAUCCCAUACAACAACCCACGCCAAACAUCCUCCCAGCAUCCAAACCACCACCAUCAAAACCCAGCCCUUUCGCCAUGCCCAAACCCGACAAACACGUCGCGGCCUCUCAAGCCGUCGACAUUCUCGAAGAAAUCUCAACCAUGCUGAACUGCCACAUGGACCGCCGCAUGCUGUCCACCUGCGUCUCAUUGAUUGAGCAAGGCGUCCAUCCUGAAUCGCUCGUGCAAGUCAUCAAGGAGCUGCGUGAGAUUGCCGAUGACACGCGCCGGGAACAGCAAGAGGCCGCCGCCGCUAAUAAUCGGUGA
This is a messenger RNA of Trichoderma aggressivum f. europaeum, 1059 nucleotides long. RefSeq lists its product as uncharacterized. Gene Ontology annotation, cellular component: gamma-tubulin ring complex; Ndc80 complex. The record is from RefSeq and is a predicted model, not a curated record. Gene Ontology annotation, biological process: gamma-tubulin complex localization; chromosome segregation. Lineage: Eukaryota; Fungi; Ascomycota; Sordariomycetes; Hypocreales; Hypocreaceae. The coding region runs from base 1 to 1059 and encodes 352 amino acids. The transcript has 5 exons.